AUGGCCCGCGGCGCGGCGGAUUGCACUGGCGACGCGCGGCUGCUGCUUGGCCGGGACGCGCUGAGGCCGGCGCCGGCGCUGCUGGUCCCCGCCGUGCUGCUGGGCGCCGCGAUCGGCGUGGGCCUCGGCCUCUGGGUCGGCUGCCGCGCUGGCCGCCAGCGUCCGCGGCACCAGAAAGACGACGCUCACAGUCUGCUCGAGAAUUUGGAGUGUAACGUACAGACCCCCUCGGAAACCGGCUCCCCGUCAAGGAGGCGGAAGAGAGAAGCGCAGACGUCAAGGGAUGAGGACGCUCUGGACGAGUGUGAGCCUCCUUCCAAAAGCAACGUCGCUGCAUUUGCACUGAAGGCAAAGGUCGUCUACCCCAUCAAUCAGAAGUUCCGGCCUCUGGCCGACGGGUCCUCCAACCCAUCCCUGCAUGAGAACUUAAAGCAAGCCGUCCUGCCGCACCAGCCAGUGGAGGCCUCCCCUUCCAGCAGCCUGGGGAGCCUGAGCCAGGCUGAGAAGGACGACUGCAGCUCCUCGUCCAGCAUCCACUCGGCCACCAGCGACGAUAGGUUUCUCAGCCGCACCUUCCUCCGGGUGAACACCUUUCCGGAGGUGCUGGCCUCUGAGAGUGUGGACAUCGACCUGUGUGUCUACCACCUUCACUUAAAAGAUCUGCUGCGUUUGGACACAGCGCUGAGACAGGAAAAGCACAUGAUGUUUAUUCAGAUUUUUAAAAUGUGCCUCCUUGACCUUCUUCCUAAAAAGAAGUCUGAUGAUGAAUUAUACCAGAAGAUUCUUUCAAAACAAGAAAACGAUUUGGAGGAGUUAGAAAAGGGACUUCAGGUCAAGCUGUCAAACAUGGAGAUGUUGGGUGCCGGUGACUCGGAAUACUUUGCCCUGGCCGACGAGGAAAGGAAGGAGAGAGAGUGUUCGGAGCAGCUGAUGGACAAUAUGGAAGCUUUCUGGAAACAGAUGGAAAACAUCCAGCACUUUCUUGUGGACCAAUUUAAGUGUUCCAGCUCCAAAGCCCGACAGCUCACGAUGACUCUCAUGGAAAGAAUGAUCGCAGCCGAAGGGCUGCUGCGCGACUCCCAGGAUCUGCAGGCGCUGGAUACCCUGGAGAGAACGAUGGGGCGGGCACACAUGGCAAAAGCAAUCGAAUCCCUGCGGCUGCAGAUCCAGGAGGAGACCAGGUGCCGCCUGGCCGCCAUUUCCCGCGGCCUGGAGCAGCUGGCAGCAGAGGGGAAGCUGUCCGGGCGGCAGAAGGAGGAGCUGCUGACCCAGCAGCACAAGGCCUUCUGGCAGGAGGCAGAGCGCUUUGGCAGGGAGUUUGUCCAGCAAGGCAAAGACCUGGUCCAGGCAUCUCUGGCUCACCAGGUGGAGGAGACGGCAAAGCUCACACUGGCCCAAAAAGAGGAACAGAGAAGCCUCCUGGCUGAGGCCCAGCUGACCACUGACCCAGAGAAGUUCCUCCAGGCUUUCCACGAGGUCCUGGAGAGGCAGAGGCUGACUCUGUGGGACCUGGAGUCGGAGGAGGACAUCAGAACCACUGAAGCCCUGGCUGCACUCUGUCAGGAACUAUACUGCAGCACCAUAGACACUUUCCAGAAGUUUGCGGACGUCCUGUUCCUUGAAAGGCUCCCGGGCGUGACUGGCCUCCCCCGGGGGGCGUGUGACUACUUGAGACAGGAGGUGCGGGAGGACGCCGCCCGGCAGCUGGGGGAGUCGGAGCGUUUCCGGAGGCAGCAGUGGCAACUCUUCCAGGAGCUCCUGCAGCAGGAACAGCAGGUGUGGAUGGAGGAGUGUGCUCUGUCUGCUGUGCUGCGGACACACCUGCAGGAAGACCACGAGAGCACCGUGCGCGGAGUCCUGGGCCGACUUGGCGGCCUCACUGAAGAGUCGGCACAGCGCAUCCUGCAGGGCCACAACCUGCUGCUGCGCUCGGCCCUCCGGAGGCUGGAUCUCCGCGGCAGCUCGCUCGCCAGCCUGGCGCAGAUGAGGCUGUCGGGGAAGAAGCGCCUCCUCCACGAGCUGCGUGAGCAGCGCGCCCUGGAGCAGGCGUCCGCCCAGUGCCUGGACGAACACCAGUGGCAGCUGCUCAAAGCCCUGGAGGCGCGUGUCCUGGAGGAGGCUGGCAGGCUGGAGGAGGAGGCGCAGCAGACACGGCUGCAGCUCCAGCAGCAGCUCCUGGCUGAGGCCCAGGAGGUCGGGCAGCGGCUGCAGCAACACACGGAGCAUGCCAUUGGUCAGGCACUGCUGGGGUAUGCACGCAACGUGGCCACCAAGAGCCAGGCCAAGGACAGGGAUGACUUCAAGAGGACGCUGGUGGAGGCGGCAGUGGAGAGCGUCUACGUGACCAGCACCGGCAUCAGCCGCCUCGUGCAGACGUACAACCAGCGAAUAGGGAAGAUCGUGCAGGACCACAGGGAGAGAAAACUGCAGCACCUGAAGGCCCUGCAGGGUGAGAGGGUAGAAAAUCACAAGCUGCGGAAACAGCAAGAGCACGGCGGCCCUUCGUCGGGGAGCAGGCUGGCAGGUGGAACUCUCGGGGCCUCCCAGGCUGUCCACCAGAGGAUGCUGUCGCAGCAAAAGCGGUUCCUGGCCGAGUUCCCUGCGCACCAGCAGAUGCGCCUGGACGCCCGGAAGCAGCAGGCGAGAGCUAUGGAACUUCUGGAAACCCAGCUCGAGACCCAGCUGCAGGAAGCUGAGCAGAACUUUAUCUCUGAGCUGGCGGCGCUGGCCCGGGUGCCCCUUGCUGAGAGCAAACUGUUCCCCAGUAAGCGCGGGCUGCCGGAGAAGCUCCUAAGGACCAAAAGGAAGAAGCCCCUGUCCAGGGAGAGGGCCGACCCAGGGGUGCCCAACGAUGAGGACCCUGCCUCCGGGGACCACACUUCAGGAUCGCUCAGCAAAAGGCUGAGUCAGCAGGAAAGUGACGUUGGUGACGGUGAGAACUCAAAGAAGACGCUCAAGAGAAGGAGCAAUCUGUAGUUUCGGACCAGUGUGGGGGACCGAACCUGAAGCCCUGGGUCUGGACGCCCUGUGGACACCGCCUCCCCCGCCACAGCCGUGAGAGACCGAAGAGGGAGGGCUCGUGGGUCUCUGCUCGGCCUCACUGCCCCGUCGUGCCAGGGGUGGGCAAGGAAGCUGGAAGGCAUGGCGGGGUACGGCAGGCCCCGUGGCCCGAGAACAGUGGGAGCCGGCGUUGGAGACGCGGUGUCGGAGAUGCGGGUGCGAGUUUGCGUCUCGUUUGGCUCUGAGCCCUGGCUCGGGUCCUCAAGGGUCUCAGUCUUCCGCGGAGCUGCCCCCUUCCCCGGCUCUCCUCCCCCCCGUGCCCCAGCCCCAGCCCCUGGUCCGGAUGCCUCCGAGCCUGCCUUCCCUGAGCUCGAGGUGCUCUCACUACGGCUUCGGGGCCCUCUGCCCCCAGCAUCUCCGAGAAGUGCUGCCAGGGAGGGGCCUCUCGCAGCGCAGGUGUUUCUGAUCUGAGGCCUUCGUCUCUGCCACCUCCAGCGCCCCAUCCUCUCCCUCCCACGCACCCUGGCCGUUGGCGGCCACAGCAUUCUCGUCGGACCCGUUCCCGGCUUUGUGUUUCCCUGCCUGUUGGCGCAGCUGGCAGCUGAGGCCUGGUCACCAUAGGGGCGUCUGAUUCUGAGGGCCUGAUGACCCUGACGAGGGAAUCCCUGGCCCGGAGUCCUGUCCUGACCCACGGGAGCUGAGGAGCCACAGGUACAUGGCGGCGCUGCGGCAGCGUCUUCUCUGGGAGGCACUUAGAGUGCGUGGAAGGGAGCCCGUGCCCGGCCACAGCGACACCUGGGGGUGGGUCCUUUGACUGGGCAGCAGCUCCUCCCUGGAGGAGUCAUGUCCCUGGGGGCACCUGCUUCUCCUGAUGGAUGAGAGAACAUCCAGAAGCUUCCAGACCAGCCACACAUAAUCCGCAGCCAGGAGAGGCCUUCCCCAUCUGGAGAGAAAAUUACUCUUUUCGUUGAAAUCAGGGAUUCUCAACUCCAGCACUGUGGACAUUUGGGUGAGAUAAUUCUGUCGGAGGGAAGGACCUGUCCUGUGCAUAACGGGAUGUUUGGCAGCAUCCCCACGAGAUGCCGGCAGCAUCCUCCACCAGUCACGGCAACCAAAAAUGUCUCCAGACAUUGCCCAGUGUCCUCGGGGGUGUCGCCUGCUGACCAGAGUCGAAGCCUGCCCCGGUCAAGUCUAG
Molecule: messenger RNA, 4195 nt
Organism: Propithecus coquereli (Coquerel's sifaka)
Lineage: Eukaryota; Metazoa; Chordata; Mammalia; Primates; Indriidae
Gene: EVC
Product: Ellis van Creveld protein
Exons: 21
Coding region: 1-2976 (991 amino acids)
Biological process (GO): smoothened signaling pathway
Source: RefSeq, a predicted model, not a curated record